AUGGCUGUCUUUGGUGUCAAAGGCAAAGUCGAGAAGCAACAGGGUCAAAACUUGGCCGCCCAAAUCCGUUACGCAGUUCGAUUCGAGCCAGAGCCUCUUCAUCUCGUAUAUGCAGCUAUAAAUGGAGUGGGGCACCGUCAUGAUUUCGACAAGCAGGAACUUGAAGUGGUUCCGCGCGAGUUGCCUCAAGGCGGGAAUGCCAACAAUGUCGUCAACAAGGCUGUUGGAUCUCUCACAGCCAAGGUGGGCUCCGUCGGACCUCAGGCUGUGAUUAGGUCUUUCCUCACCCCUAGAAAUGGCGCGGAUCGAGACGAGACGCAAAAAAACGGAAUGCAUCAUUAG
Messenger RNA from Metarhizium robertsii ARSEF 23, 342 nucleotides. Its product is annotated as ABC transporter. The record is from RefSeq and is a predicted model, not a curated record. NCBI's taxonomy places the organism in Eukaryota, Fungi, Ascomycota, Sordariomycetes, Hypocreales, Clavicipitaceae. The transcript has a single exon. The coding region runs from base 1 to 342 and encodes 113 amino acids.